AUGAUGUCGCCGAAGCAAAUCUCCGACGAUCGAGGAUCUUCACAUUUCAGGCAUACUCCUUUCCAGAUAAUCCAUCUCAUCGGGAACUUUUUUAGGAUAUGGUCAGUUUAUUCUCUGUACCGAUACUUGAAUCAGACAGGAGCGCCUGUUGUUCUCUUUCUCUUCUGCUGUCUGGUGCCAUCAUCUAUCAUCUUCUUGAUACUUCAGAAACCAUGGAAAGGAAGGGCACUUUCCAAUCAACAGAUUGUACCUUCUCUUAUCAAUGGAGUCAUCACAGCUCUAUACUUCAUCUUGUGGGGAAAGGGUCUUAAGUCUUGUGGACCGCUUAGAGCUAUCUUGUCAGAGUACUCUGGUGCUGUUCUUGGGGUACUUUCUGGAGUAUUAUAUGGACGGAGAGGCCAUGUAUGGAAAAAGGUAGGUGGCCUUAUUGCAAUGCUGGUAGCUCUUUUUUUCUUGUCUCAAGGAUGGGCGACAUCAUCUCUCUCCCCUUUUUAUAUCCUUUUACAUAGUACUGACACCAAAGAGGAAGAAGUACAAACAGAAGCACUAGGUCUGAUGGGAAUGAUGAUACCCGUUUUUGCUGGAAUCUUAUCAGCAUUAAGGCGUGUUAUUGCGCGGCGUGUUUCUCUGAAGAACCAGCAGAAGAAACGACUGCAUGCGAUAACCAUUACUUCUGCAACCUGUUUCUUGUUUCCUUUGGCCAUGUGGGACCUUGUCAUAGGGUCCUCUUCUGGGAAAACUUCUGAGUUACCAUUUUCUGCGUGGGCUUUCCUUAGCACCAUUCUUUUCGGGAUUAUCCUAAUAUUCUAUGUUGACAAUAUCGCAGAAGAGAGAUUGCAUAUGGUGUUUUCUUCCCCAAGGCAUCUAAUGGUAGCAGGUGCAUGCAUAAUAGUCAUGGAGAUUGCAUACGAGAUGGAUUUUUCUCUUCCCGGUUUCAUUGUAUGCUGCUUAGUAUUAGGGUUUGGAAUAUUCGAAGCGACAUCUCUAGAACGCAGCAAAAAAGACUCUUCCAUUAAAUCAGAAGAUCUACCAGAUAGAAUCCUUGGUAAUGACUUGGAUACUUCUCCAAUUCUUCCCAUAUAG
Molecule: messenger RNA, 1083 nt
Organism: Arabis nemorensis
Lineage: Eukaryota; Viridiplantae; Streptophyta; Magnoliopsida; Brassicales; Brassicaceae
Source: the annotation of a GenBank genome assembly